Molecule: messenger RNA, 2612 nt
Organism: Hyaena hyaena (striped hyena)
Lineage: Eukaryota; Metazoa; Chordata; Mammalia; Carnivora; Hyaenidae
Gene: STAP1
Product: signal transducing adaptor family member 1
Exons: 13
Coding region: 1252-2133 (293 amino acids)
Biological process (GO): positive regulation of B cell receptor signaling pathway; cell surface receptor protein tyrosine kinase signaling pathway
Molecular function (GO): protein kinase binding; signaling adaptor activity
Source: RefSeq, a predicted model, not a curated record
UUUCUCCUCUUUUGCUGCCCAAGCAAUCGGACUUCAAGCUGGAGGUUUACGUAAAGCUGCCCUCAGCAGGCACCGUCUCGAGAACAGCUUUUAUUUACUAUUCAGCCGGGUGUAAAAAUUGUCAGCGGUUCUAUUACGGAGUAAAAAAUAAUAGUUGGAAGUAUAAGAAGUAAAAAUUGCAGAAUUCGUUUGAAAAGAAAUAGUUCAUUGUGCAGGCUCGUCCUCCACACGGAGCCCAUCUAUGCACCACCUCUGAAAGUAAUAAUAAUGUUGAUGAUGAUAACGAUGUAUUCUUCUUUCAAAUAUGUGGGUAAUACUUUCAUGAAGCAUUGCCAACAAAAUGACUAAGGGAAGAGGGACUAUAUGUUCUACAAUCAGACUGGGUACCAUUCUACUCCCAAUAACUCUGCCAUAAUGAGAAUGAUUCCUAAAGACACACUGCAGAACUGAACACCAAGAGACAGCUGCUGCAUAUACAGUCAGGAAACAAACUGAAAAACUGAGAAGCUAAUGGUGAUGCUGGAGUCUCCAGAACCAUACUGGCACUGCACAAUCAGGAAGUCACUUCAGUUACGAAAGUGCCGUGUGUAAGAAGCCACAACAAAUAAGUCUCCAUGAACAGGAAGCCUCCUUGUAGCUGUUGGCUCCGGAAACAUAUCAUACUCGCCAUGACAGAGCUGAUGAUGGCUAUGUUAAUUAUACUUAGUGAAUGUCCCGCAGUUUGACAGUAACGUGAUUUAUCUACACGGCAACAAAAGAACCCUAUGUCAACCAAUGGUCACACAUAUCAGAAAAAAAGAAGCUUCCGUCACAGCGGAGGCUAGGAGCUCCCAAAUUAGAACUGUAUUUUCCAGCUGGAAGCUAGUCAUUUAAUCAAUGGUUACUGUAAUCUACUUCCUAUCAACCUCAACACAAUCCCUGUAUUUGAAAAAUUUAGUUUCCUGUUGAUACAGAAUGUAUACCAACGACUAAAAUACAGUAGAACAAAUACUGUAAUAAAAAAUCUGUAAGAUGCUGUGGAUUGCAGGAUGAAAGCAAUAAACUUUCUCCUUGGAGAUGGAGAAGGCUUCAGGAAAUCAGGAAAUCUUCACAGACAAGCAUAUAUUCAACUGAGGUCUUGAAGGGUGAGCAGGAACUUAUCAUUUUAAGAAGAAUGAAGGGCACCCAAACAAGAUAUAUAGUGGUUUGAAAGGAGAUCUCAUUUUGUUUGAGACUGGAUAUAGUUGAAAUCAAACCAUACACCAAGAGGGUAUGAUGGAUAAGAAGCCCCCGAAACCAGCUCCUCGCAGGAUCUUCCAGGAAAGGUUAAAGAUUACCGCUCUACCUUUGUACUUUGAAGGUUUUUUGUUAGUCAAGCGGUCAGAACACCAGGAGUAUAAACAUUAUUGGACAGAGUUGAGAGGAACUACACUUUUUUUUUAUUCUGACAAAAAAAGUCCAACAUAUGUUGACAAGUUAGACCUAAUAGACCUCACAUGCCUUACUGACCAGAAUUCAACUGAAAAGAAUUGUGCAAAAUUCACCCUUGUUUUACCAAAAGAGGAAGUGCAACUGAAGACAGAAAACACAGAAAGUGGGGAAGAGUGGAGAGGCUUCAUUCUUACAGUAACAGAGCUGUCAGUUCCCCUACACGUGUCACUCCUUCCUGGGCAAGUAAUUCGACUGCAUGAAGUCCUAGAGAGAGAGAAAAAAAGGAGGAUUGAGACAGAGCGGAUACCGAGUUCAGCUAUAGAAAAGGAGCAGGAACCUAUUGAAGAUUAUGUGGAUGUACUGAACCCUAUGCCAGUAUGUUUUUAUACGGUGUCCCGGAAAGAAGCAACUGAGAUGCUUGAGAAGAACCCUUCUUUGGGAAAUAUGAUCCUGAGGCCCGGUAGUGACAGCAAAAACUAUUCCAUCACUAUCCGGCAGGAGAUAGACAUGCCAAGAAUCAAGCACUACAAAGUGAUGAGUGUAGGAAAAAACUACACUAUUGAACUGGAAAAACCUGUAACGCUCCCAAACCUUUUCAGCGUCAUUGAUUAUUUCAUGAAAGAGACUCGAGGAAAUUUACGACCAUUUAUAUAUUCAACCGAUGAAUCCCUUGAGACCAAAGGAUUUCCUGUGCCAUCUGUAAAACUGAAAAAAAGUGUUUAGGGUGGAGGGGAUUAUGAUAUAAUUGCUUCGUGUCAGUUAUCUAAUGCUGUGUAUCAAACCACCCUAAAACGUGGUAGUUAAGUCAAUAAUCAUUUAUUUGCUCACGAUUCUGUCUGCUGGCAAUUUGGAUUGGAUUCACCUGGGCAGUUCUUCUGCUAGCCUCACUUGCUGUCACUUACACAAUGGUAACCAGCUGAUGGCCUGACUGGGACUGUAGGCUUCAAGUUGGCGUCAUUCACACAUCUGGCACUGGUGGUCAGCUGGAGCUGGCUGAACCACUCUUUUCACAUAUUCUUUAAACUGCGAAGUUAGCUCACACUUUCUCACAUAGAUCUUGGAGCUGUUAAGAAGAAAAGGAUAGUUCAAGUCCUUGGGCUAGAAAUUCUUAGUGCUAAGAAUCAAGUAUGGCCCUCUCUGUUGGAGCUUUUAAUAUAGGUGUGAAAUGAAUAAAUAAAUCCAAGUGUGAUGUGUCUUAUGUA